Messenger RNA from Capra hircus (goat), 767 nucleotides. RefSeq names its product family with sequence similarity 150 member A (gene ALKAL1). The transcript has 5 exons. Bases 23 to 397 code for a protein of 124 amino acids. NCBI's taxonomy places the organism in Eukaryota, Metazoa, Chordata, Mammalia, Artiodactyla, Bovidae. Gene Ontology annotation, molecular function: receptor tyrosine kinase binding; receptor signaling protein tyrosine kinase activator activity. The record is from RefSeq and is a predicted model, not a curated record. Gene Ontology annotation, biological process: positive regulation of ERK1 and ERK2 cascade; positive regulation of ERK5 cascade.
CUCCGGCCGCUCCCGCGCGCCCAUGCGACCGGCGAGGCCAGGAGCCCCGGUGCCCGCGCUGGUCCUGCUGGCGCUCGUCCUGGCCUCGCGAGGGACGCAGGGGAGGCCCGGGGGCCUCAGGGGCGCGCACGUCGCGGGCGAGGAGCCGAAGCCGUCCCUCCCCGCGGCCUCUCGGAGUGCAGAAAUAUUCCCAAGAGAUUUGAACUUAAAAGACAAAUUCAUUAAGCAUUUCACAGGGCCAGUCACGUUUUCAGCUGAGUGCAGCAAACACUUCCACAGACUAUAUCACAACACCAGGGACUGCUCGACGCCAGCUUAUUACAAAAGAUGUGCUAGACUGUUAAAAAGACUAGCAGUGAGUCCUCUGUGCUCGCAGACGGAGAAGACCUAUGUGUGAGCAUUUCUUAAGAAUGUAAAUCCAAUUUGAAAGAAAAAAAAAUCUGGGAUCAUACUAAACAUAAAAAGAGAUGAAACUUGUAAUUUUAUGGUGUAUUAAGAUGAGUGAAAUAAGAAACUUCUCAGAAAUAGCUGGUGAUCUGUGUCCAAGCGUAAGACAAGAUCUUCCCUGGUUUAUCUUCAUGUAUACAGAAAUUUGAAAAUGUUGAAUACAAAGUUCAAUUCAUAUAUUGCAAAUAGAAUAUUAAAAUUUAUGCUAUUAUACUUUAUUUUUGCUAUAUAUAUGUUAUUAUAUGGCUAACAUUCUAUAUAUGUAUGAAUUAUAUAUUUAAUUAUGUAAAUUAUGCCUGAUCAUGCCAAAGAGAAAUGAU